GUAUCGCGUGCCAUAAACGAAAGGCGAGUCUUCGGCUCUUAGCUGGGCAUCUGUCGACGAACUCACUAAACAACUGCCACAUAGGUUCGCUGCGAUCUGGUUCGUGGGGAAGAAUCCUGUUCCAAUUGUCGAUUCCAGAGAAUUGAAUGCACGUAAGAGGGGGCCAGAUCAGGUUUCAAUAACCACUCCAGUUCUCUGCUGAUGAUGAAUGCUUCAAGACCUCACAAGAGGAAGCGACAUGACCUCACACGUCUCCACGGAUUGCGCAACAUACCGGCAGCAGUCAAGGCACCGAGCAGUGCGUCACUCAUCAGGCCAGUUGAGCACCCGACAUUACCUCCAAUGUCAGAAGCCGCCACUGAACGCAGCACCGUAACAACAGCAAAGCAUGGCAACUCUUGCUCACCCGCCAGUGAAAAUCUCGCCUAUGUUGGCAGACCAGAGUAUCUACCAGGGGAAUUUGCCACAGAAAGAGAACCUGACGCCGACCCACCCAAAACCUCAAGAGGCGACGCCGAAAUAACGUAUCUACAAUCGUUGAAGGCGUUUGAUUUCCCACCGAGACCGGUGCGUGACGGCCUGAUCGAUAACUUUCUCAAAAUCUGCAGUCCUUGGAUGCCGGUGGUCGAAAUAGAGGAUCUCAAGCUCCAGAGUGCUGGAUCCGGACAUCCCGAUUCGACUCAAGGAGGGUCGCUACUCCUGACUCAAGCUGUUCUCGUUGCAGGCAGUAGAGUCCAGCCUACAGCCCUGUUACCGAAUUCGGACUGUGCGACCUUCUACAACAAGGCCAAGGCGCUGUUCUUCGCGGAUCUGGAGCCGGAUCCGUUGCACACGAUUAGCGCAUUGUGCUUGAUGCAAUGGUACAACCCAAGCGGGCCGGAACACGUCUCAAUUCACUCCAGCGGCUUCUGGCUCAGGAUUGCCGUGGGCUUGGGCUUCCAGAUAGGGUUGCACCGUGAGCCAGAUCCUAGAUCCGCCAAGUGCAAAUUGCGGAGAAGGCUCUUCUGGACACUGUUUGCACGAGACUGUCUGCUGUCCAUAGCCCAAGGCCGUCCUCGAGCCAUUAAUCUGGUUGAAUGCAAUAUCAGUCUGCCAACAGUUGCGGACUUCCCACAAGACAACAAGAACGCUCGCCUUUUUGUCGCGUACGUCGAGAUUUGUUCAAUCCUCGGGCAAUGUGGCAAAGCUCUGAGCGGAGGAUAUUCCCAUUGGGCGCCGGUUGAGGUUGGUCGGAGUCUCCAGCGAUGGAUCUCCCACCUCCCCGAGUGCCUGAAGCUCAACAACGCCCUGGAUUAUGAUUUUGAGGUGCGCCAGCUUUACCUGAUAUACUUUACCGCCAUCUCCAUCCUUUACGGACCCGGGCGCUCUGGUAAUUGUACAUCUGUUGCGCCAAUCCUCGCCUCCUCGUGUGUGGCCCGAAUUUUCGAGGAUUUCUUGGCUCGCGACCAGCUCCGGUGUCUGGCCCCGAUGACCAUAUUUUACCUCCGAGUGGCUGCGCUGCCGCAGUUAUGUUGCUUCAACUUCGGCUCGCUCUGGGACAUCUCCAAACUUGAGUUGUCUGUGAUUCAACGAUCACUUCAUGAAAUGGCAAAGACCUGGCACUCUGCACGCCGGGCCCUGCGCAUCUUGACAAGCCUCGUCAAUGCUGUGAGGCGCGGGCAGGAAGCACAUCGACCUCUAACAGAUCUGGAUCUAUCCCCCGAACAAUUGUCAUUCUUUGAAAUGGUCCCAGCGGAAUUAUGUCCGAAGAGGCAUAUCAUUGAGGCCGCAGUAGAUGCCACAGGAGUCAGCUCGCAAGAGAAACCCGACGCCCGAUUCCAGAGCACUUCUGCUCUCGCGAACCCCAGUCUCGUGACUCUGAGACGUGACCCAACAGCAGUCUGCGAUAGCACCACGCGGGAGCCAACCAUGGUUGCCCCACUGAGAUCUCUGUCGACUGCCUUGGAUGCCUCAUCCGGAGAGAUGCAAGAAUAUACAGCUGCAGACUCAUGGUUCACACGCGACAGCGACGACUGGACAGGCAUUGACGAAGCCUUGGGGCCCGGACUUGGCCUGGACGACGACGACUUUUUUAUGUCGCUUCACGAAAGGCUUCUGCAAGACUUGAGGUAGAUCCCAUCUUGCUGGCUUCGUGCCUCUAUAUAUUAUUCUAUUCCCCUGUUUGGACUUCCAACGGUAUUCUACAUCGAAUACUUCUCAAAUCUAUCUCCUCUCAUAUGGCUUUGACUAAGAGAUCGGAAUUGCGGCAA
Messenger RNA from Cladophialophora immunda, 2249 nucleotides. RefSeq lists its product as uncharacterized. The record is from RefSeq and is a predicted model, not a curated record. Lineage: Eukaryota; Fungi; Ascomycota; Eurotiomycetes; Chaetothyriales; Herpotrichiellaceae. The coding region runs from base 202 to 2112 and encodes 636 amino acids. Gene Ontology annotation, biological process: DNA-templated transcription. Gene Ontology annotation, molecular function: zinc ion binding; DNA binding. The transcript is spliced from 2 exons.